AUGCCUUCAGGUUCAGCCACCCUCGCAAUCAAGGCGGCCGCCGUCGCUGCCGUCCUCGCCGUGCUGGUGCUGCCUUCCUCGGCGCGGUGUCCAUCGCAGGGCCCAGAACCAGUACCAGCUGCAACGCCGGCGCCGGCGGUGGAAUGCAACUGCAGCUACUGCAGCCCGAAGUGCGACGCCUCCGUUGCCCAGGAAUGCAGCCCGGUCUGCGGCCCUUCCAGCUGCGCCGACUGCAAGUCCGACGAGGUCAAGAGGUGCAGGGCCACCUGCAAAGGCAAGCCCUGCGACGCCUGCGACAGCAACGCCAACAUGGCGUGCUCCGGCGUUUGCUAUGGCAGUACAUGCUCCGACUGCAAGAGGCAAACCAGCAAGGAGUGCGUGGCCGACUGCUGCGUGGCCGCCUGCGGAGGAGGAAAAUCAUGA
Lolium perenne is the source of this 423-nucleotide messenger RNA. Lineage: Eukaryota; Viridiplantae; Streptophyta; Magnoliopsida; Poales; Poaceae. The record is from RefSeq and is a predicted model, not a curated record.